This is a messenger RNA of Lates calcarifer (barramundi perch), 1410 nucleotides long. RefSeq lists its product as uncharacterized. Lineage: Eukaryota; Metazoa; Chordata; Actinopteri; Centropomidae. The transcript is spliced from 5 exons. The record is from RefSeq and is a predicted model, not a curated record. Bases 176 to 874 code for a protein of 232 amino acids.
AGUGAGCUCACGGUCCCUUAGCAACAGCUGAAUUGGUCUGCAGUCACAGCCCCGCUGGUAAAAUUAAGAUUUGGGUGUGGAUCCACAUUCACAGGAAAAUUACACAAAGGGAUUUCAUCCAACUCUGCACCAUAUGAUUCCUCAGGGAGAGCAGCUGAAAGAUCUGAAUGUGUGAAUGAGAGCAGUUAAACAUGUUGGAAGUGUGAUGAAUGACAGGAGGAAACAUCAGGCAGGGUGUGGGGCAGAUGAAAGCAUGUAUGUCCACAGCAAGCAGAGGAGGAACAUUCAGUCCAAACCCGUUCAGGAGAGUACAGCCUUCACUCUGCUUCCACCAAGACCGAGGUCCUGUGUAGACCCACAGCUGUCCUCCAGAGGCUCUGAGCCUCUGGGCCUGCAAGUGCAGGGGCUUUGUUGUCCCCUCCAGCAGAGGCCUGGCAGUGGCAGGGUGACACCAUGGGUGACACCACAGAGCAGAGUGGGAGCAGAUGGGAGCAGGCUGAUACUGCUGAGCAGUCUCAAGGGAAGGCUGCCUAGCAGAGCAGAGGCAGCAGCAAGGUCCACAACUGAAAAACCUGUGAUGGACCCACAAGGUGGAGCUCCCAAUGUGAGCCACCACAGAGACCGAGUCAAUCAAACAGCAGAAACUCCCAUAACCCCCUGCAACAAUAAGAGUGAGGCUCGUCCUGGACAGCCCGGCGCCACUACAGUUUCUGAGCUCCAUCUGUAUCUGCCUUCAUCACUGUGUGAGGAUGAGGAGCAGGACUCAGAGGAAACAGAGGAGAUGACGCCUUCAGCACCUGAUAUCAAACCAAUCAACACAGGCUGUCCAGCAGACACCAACCAAUCACAGCAGCUGGCACUCCACAGACUCUGAACACAGCUGAGAUGUGAAGAAUGGACGACAGCAGAGCGCAGCGCAGAUAACAGACAGAGGAUGUUUGCUCCUAAAGAGCCUCCACAGCUACAGGACAGAGCAGAGUGAUGCCUGAGUGAGGCCCGAGCUGAUAAGGCCUGCAGCUGUCCACAGGCGGAGGAGUGUCCGCACAAACAAGUGCAGUAAAUGAAAAUGGAAUGUGAUGCCUGCACACAACUGAUACACCUGCACAACACAGGUCGGUUUUAAAGGAACAGGUGUGUUUGUUUCAAAAUAAAACUGGGAUUGAGGACACCUGCAGAGACAAGAUGGGAAAAUAUUAGACCACAAAUGCAUUGUAAAGAAAAAAAGAAUGUGACAUUUUCAGAGCAUGUAAAUGUUGAAAUAUAAAGAGUGCUGCUCUAUAUGGAAAGUGCCCUGAGAUAAGUUCUGCUGGGAUUCAGCACUAUAUAAAUAAAACUGACUUGACAUGUGAAACGAAAGAAAAAGAACACAAUAUUUCAAAUCCCACAAAAAAAAAAAAAAAAAAAAAAAAA